Molecule: messenger RNA, 2285 nt
Organism: Cuscuta epithymum
Lineage: Eukaryota; Viridiplantae; Streptophyta; Magnoliopsida; Solanales; Convolvulaceae
Source: the annotation of a GenBank genome assembly
UCUUGGAAGAAAGUUUUAAUUGCAAAAGUCCGACAUAGUUUUGAUAUGUAUAGUCAAACAAACGCGAAAUUAGCGGAGUCCAUGACGGAGCUGGUUGCCUGCUUCCCAAUAUCGUUUUUUUUUUAAAGGGGCAAGUAACCACUAGGACAAUUAACGAUUUUGCAACUAGAUCUUACAAAUGCAAUUCUCCAUCUAAUGAAACUUCUCAUCAAAAAAUUAUCGAACUCGAUGAGAUUUUUUCAACCAAAAUGUUUUUGAAUUUCAAUCUUACCGUGACCAGCAGGUAAAAAGUGAUUCAAUUGUGUUAUUUCAAUCUGCCCAGGGAUGAAUUUACAAAAUCUUUAUGUUCAAAAGCCUAAGAGCAUCUCCAAUGGCCUUCUUUUGACACAAGCUCUUUAAUGCCACGUCUGUAAUUUAGAAAGAAUGGUAGGAAUUUCGUCUCCAAUGCACUCUGUCACGAGCUCUUUAAUGCUGGUAUGGAUUCAAUGAUGUCAAAGCCACUGUUGGAAUUCCCAAAGUGCGUUUAACAGCGUGACUCAGCAAGUCCUACAACAAGCGGACACUUCUACAAAAAAUAAGCGCGCCAUUCAACAAAAAAUCUGAAAAAACAAGCGGCAACUCUGAAAAAAUUCGCGGCACUCCAUAUUUACCGCACACCUCAUCAUAUUUUAUCUUCAUCACUCUCAACCCUUGCUCUACCGUCAAGUAUUCUGCCAAAUACAGAUCUUCCGUCGGCGGUGGUUCUCAUCCGGUGGAAAUCCUUUCUUGAGAGUAGCAUAAAUGGAUUCACAAGACUCAACUGAGUUUACGAACACGAGACAACCUCUGGGUUACUCCAUGCCGCCAAUGAAUGUGAAUCAAUUGAACGCUCCUUCUAAUUACACAAUACUCUCACAGAGUCCGAAUCAGUUCAGCCAACCUCCUGGCUACUCUUUCCCAUCAAACAAUUUGAAUCAAUUUACUCCACCACUCUAUCAUAUUGAUCCAAAAAAUGGAGCUUUUCCUUUCCAUGUUGAGCAGCAUAACACACAUCCAUUCUCCUACCAAGAAUUGUUGAAUACACCCAUCUUGAGCUCUCAAAGUUGUGAGACCAGCAAGAAAUCAAAAAAGAGAGUUAAAGAUGCCCACAAUUCUAAUACUUCUCAAAAUUGUAUGCCUCAACCUUCAAUUAUCAAAAAAGAUUGGUCUGUCGAAGAGGAGGUUGCACUAACAGAGGCAUGGCUUUAUGUUUCUGUGGAUGCUGAUGUGGGUAAUAACCAGAAAAAUGCUGCCAUGUGGAACCGUGUCAUAGAAAUUUGGAAGGAAAAAAUGGGGCCACAUCACAAGAUAGCAAGAAGCAAUAACAGCUUUCAAUGUCAUUGGCACCAAAUACGAGGUGCCGUAAAUAAAUUUGUUGCAAAGUAUGAGCAGUUGGAACGACACCCACAAAGUGGCACAAAUAAGGAUGACUUGGUGGUAAAAGCAUUACGCUUAUAUGAGGAUUUCUAUGCAACUCCAUUCAAAUUUCUUCAUUGUUGGGAAAUAUUGAUCAAGAAUCCAAAAUGGUGCUCACAAUUUCGUACAAAGACAAGUGCACCAAUUGGACAAGGUUCAGAUAAUGGUAUUCCACCAACAUUGAAUGAGUCUUCAACUGCUAUGCCUGAAGAUGUCUUGCCACCAAAUGGCAGUGAACUGGACGGGAUUGUGAGACCAGAAGGAAGAAAAAAUUGCAAAGCCAAAAAGCGAAGGCUACAUGAAGGAAAAGACGUGGUGGAUGCCUUGAACAAGCUGCAGACCACUUUGGAUAAACAAAUUGAUAUUAAUCAAGCAAGCAUGCAAAUGAGAGAGCAAGUGAUGAUGAAAGAAAUUGAAUUAAAAGAAAAUGCUCAAAGGCUAAGAGAAGAAAAUCAAAGGAGGCAACACCAACUUCGCAUUAUGAAUCAGGAUCUUAGUAAACUGUCACCAUCAGUUAGAGCUUCUUAUGAUGUUAUGCAGGCAAAAAUUUUGAAAGAAUGGGAAAGUGCUGGUAUUUUCUAGUCUACAAAGUUGCACUUGAAAGUCACAAAGUUUGAAGAUUUAGGUUUCAUUAUCUCAUGCAGACUCUAUUUAAUCAAGGAUUUUUUCCUUUCUUUCCAGUUUUAAUGUUUUUUUAUUUGUUUUGAACACUUAUAGCAUUCAGUUUGUCUCGUAGUUUUAAUUUAAAUACAUUACAUUAUGAGUACGUUCCUUCAUCGUAGCCAUGACUGUAGUGGUUCUUUAGUUAUCAUAAACUUGUGCUCCAUAACUAUUAUUGGCAUAUUAGCUUU